Tachysurus vachellii is the source of this 3806-nucleotide messenger RNA. RefSeq names its product G protein-coupled receptor 132a (gene gpr132a). Gene Ontology annotation, cellular component: membrane. Bases 64 to 1134 code for a protein of 356 amino acids. NCBI's taxonomy places the organism in Eukaryota, Metazoa, Chordata, Actinopteri, Siluriformes, Bagridae. Gene Ontology annotation, molecular function: G protein-coupled receptor activity. Gene Ontology annotation, biological process: negative regulation of G2/M transition of mitotic cell cycle; G protein-coupled receptor signaling pathway; G1/S transition of mitotic cell cycle. The record is from RefSeq and is a predicted model, not a curated record. The transcript is spliced from 2 exons.
ACUAUAGUCACAGCAUGUGCACCGUCUAGACCCUCCUAUCUGUGCUGGUUUUAUAUCUUGACCAUGGGCUCGACUAAUGGAACCUCAGUCAAUUCACUGAAUUCAUCACUCAUCUGCAACUUUCCCUAUGAAAAUGACCGACUUCCACUUCUGAUACUGUAUGGCAUUGUCCUGAUUGUGGGAGUACCUACAAACCUUGUUACCAUCUAUCUUACUUUUCUCGAGGUGCAAAGGAAGAAUGUGUUGGGAAUCUACCUGCUGAGUCUGUCUGUGUGUGAUCUGCUGUACUUAGGUACGCUACCUGCAUGGGCCAUUUACAUACACCAUGGGCAUCGCUGGUACUUGGGCUCUCUGGCUUGUAAAAUUACAUGCUACAUGUUCUUUAACAACAUGUAUGUCAGCAUCUUCCUCUUGUGCUGUGUGUCUGUGGACCGUUACAUUGCUGUGGUGUAUUCAUUGAAAUCUCGAGGUCUGCGGCAGAUGAAAUGGGCUGUGAUAGUCAUUUUAGUAAUUGUAGUUGUUGUGGCACUGUGUCACAUGCCAGUGUUUACCAUGGAAGAAGGUGACACAGAGUCAAAAGAGGAGAAGCGGUGCUUUGAACCCGGACAGUACACCUCCACUGUGACUGCUUUCAACUAUACCCGCUUUGUGAUCGGGUUCUUCAUUCCACUGUGCAUUCUGCUGGUCACCAACCGUGCCAUUCUCUCUAUGGUCCAGGCCAGUGAUGGCUUGGGUUCAGAGCAGAAGUUCAAAAUUCGCUACCUCCUUUGGGCAGUAAUCCUGUUCUUCCUGGUCUGCUUCGCUCCCUAUCACAUUAUUCUUUUGCUACGGGCCGUCAGUUUCCAUUUCUCAGACAAGACCUGUAACUUUGACACAUUACUUUACUCACCUUACACCAUCUCUUUGGGACUGUCCACUCUUAAUAGUGCUAUGAACCCAAUUCUGUACGUGCUGACCAGUGACAACAUACGCAACGAGAUCUGCAGAAGCAAGUUCUGCAUGUGCAGUGGUUUCUUUUCUAGACAGGAGACAAGACCAGUUCUGUCUGCCAACACGGGGGAACGGUCAGAUAACUGCCCUGGGCUGAAGACAAGUGAGGGGUCACAGAAGGGUGUCUGUUUGAUCAAGCUAUGAUGGGCAUAUACGUAAGCUAUGUACAUUUCAUGAGUUGAAUGGCAUUUCAACAACUUAUAGGUUUUUACAAUUAUAUAUAGUCAGUUAUUUUAUACCCUUGCUAACAGAGAUGAAUCUUUUUGUUAAUCAUAUAACUUCAGGGAAGCAUUCACAGGCCUGUACAUUCCACGACUGAGCUACUAUAUCUAGUAUAAUAAAAACAUAUAAAAGAUUUUUUGGUCUUAGAAUAAGUGGUCUUUUAGUUAGAACAGGAAAUGUUUUGAUGUACAUUGCAUAAGCCACCACUACCUUUUGCAAAAGUCGCAUUGCGAAAUUCCCUUGCAUAAAUAAAAACUCUAUCAGAUAAUUCUGCUUCUACAUCUGUAAUAUGUCUUACUUAGGUGAUCAAUAAUUGUCAAAGGUACCUGUAAUACUUGUAAUUAUCUUAAUAACAGACCUUAUAUUAUUAUCUCAACCUUUAAUCUCAACAAUUACUGAUUGCCUUUAGAUUCUAAUACCGUAUGUUCAAGCCAUAGUACAGAAGAAAUUUAGGUCGGGUCAUUAUUUAAUUUGAUUCAAAGAUCAAGUACGGAAAGAUAAUUCCCUGGUUCAUCAUUCAUAAGGAUAUAUAUCUUAUAAUUAAAAUGCAGAAUGGAGUUUUUGUUCAGGUGUACCAAAAUGAAAACAAUUUAAUAUAAGGCCAGACAACAUUUUCCAAUAUUUUACUGUCCAGUUAUGUGAGCCUGUGUCUACUGUAGGCUUAAAUUCGUGUUCUUGGAUGGCAGGAGAGUAACCCAUCAAUGAGAAUCUUGAACAUCAUAUAGAAUACUGUUGUAGUCUAUCCAUUUCAAGGUACAAUAUGAAAUGCUUUUCUUUUCAGCAUGGUUGUAAAGAGUAGUUAUUUGUUACCAAUAACAAAGCUUAACUUUUGAGCUCAAAAAUUUCUAGCCUACACCCAUGACAUGGUAAAAGUCACAAAGAUCGUAUUUUUCCCACAGAGAGUGCCCAGGCCAUAUUGUGUUACUGAAACCAUUUCACCACUGACUGCUGAUGUCACACACACACUGAAAUCACAUCCUAUUUGUAAUCUCUGGGAAGUUUUCCAAAUGACAAAAUUUCAAACUUGUUCCAGUCUUUGAGAAUAUCUUUAUUCGCAGUACAAUUCAACAGAGCUACUGCUGUAAUUUGAUACCUGUUUAAAAAUGUACAGGCAGAUCACGUACAUUUUACAUGCGAUCAUGAGUGUUUUUUACAUGAUGUUAUUCAUAGGUUUUGUAACAACGACACUGAGCACGUGUCGCGGUGGAAUUUGUACAGUAGUUGUAGAAAAUAGUCACACGUGUGUCAGUAAAUUCAACAAAAAGUCACAGAGCAAAUGCACGAAUACUAUUCAACAAAUCACUGAUUAAGAAACUCACAGUCACGUUACAGUUGCUAAAGUGAAUAUGGUGCAAUACACAUUCACACACUCGUAUUAAAAACUAGGAUGUCAGACAAAUGUUGCACUCCUGCAAAACAGUAUGGGUAUAAAAACAACCUGCACUCUCAAUUCUGAAGAAAUUCUCAGAAAUAUGGGGCAAAAGUAAUUUGUGCAAUAGAGGCAGGGGUGGGCACUGUUCAAAGAGCAGAGAACUUUUGGCCAAUCAAAGUAGCUCGUUUGGGUGAGAAUCAGCUUGUUGUCCAAACUAGAAAAAAACCCAAGUAACUCCAAAAUGCAUGCAGCCCCAUCUUCAUUAUACUUCAGACAGCUAUGUAAGUAAUCCAUGUUUCUUAGUUAGACUAAGCUCUUCUUCGAUUGGGACAAAAUGUGAGAAAACAUUCUACAGGUGUGAAGCUCUCAUUGCAUGAAUUCACAUAUUUAUUUGCACAUCUGCACAAUUUGUCUAUGACUUUACAUUUGUUGAUGCGAAUGUGUGAAAGUGUUUUAGAGCAAAUUCAUUGUAGCAACUGUAGCAAAAUAUGUGAGCGUUUGAGUUUCUUAAUUUGUGAUAUGUAGAAUUUGAUUAGGAUUUGUGCACCAAAGAAUUUGACAGGGUUUGUCUGUUCUGUUGUCUUGUGUUGUGUUGUGUUUGAGGGAAAAAAGUUUGCAAUUCUUAAAGGAAUUUUCUUGGUGAAUUCACGUUUACUGAUACACGUGUGUGUAAUGUGUAUUGUUGUUUAUGUAACCUGUAAAAUUCUGAUUUGAUUUGCACAACAUUCCACUGUCACAGGCAUUCAGUUGUUUUGUACCAAUAAUACUGUUAUGCCCUAAAUCUUUUGACAAUUUUGACAAAGUAGUCAUGUGAAACGUUAACAUACGAAAAUAAAUCAAAUGUGAAAAAACAGAAAUCUGAAACAUUUUAUUAUUUUUGAUUAAUGACUACAUUAUGAUGUGAGUCAAGUGAUUAUUUCCAUGUAAACUUCAGGCAACUUUUCUGUAACAGAAAUCUACAAAAAAGAAAACAGAAAGUCCUGAUGUUGUUCUGUUUUUUUUGGUUUAUUUCUAACACCUUGUUCAUUUGACAGAAAUGUGCUGAGGUUAUUGUUGGUUGGCUAUUGUGGUCUAGCAUUAGGAAUUAGAAACCAAUAAGAAAGCGACCCUGACCACAUGAGAGUUGUCAUAUGCAUUGAAUCUUUUUUUAUUACUGUUGGUUUCUGUGUGUAACCUAUAAAAUAUUAUUGUUGCAAAAAUAAAUAAAAUAUUUUUUCUUUAA